Messenger RNA from Knipowitschia caucasica, 912 nucleotides. The record is from the annotation of a GenBank genome assembly. Lineage: Eukaryota; Metazoa; Chordata; Actinopteri; Gobiiformes; Gobiidae.
AUGGAUCUAAAUAACGACGGAACAGGAGGAUUAGGCGCCCGAGCGAUGGCCGCGUCACAUGACCUCUGGCAGGACGCUAUGGACCACGCUGUCGCCGUGGCACGAGAAUCGGGGAAGGUGAUCCAGGAUUCGCUCCAGGAUCAGGCUCAGACCGGAGUCCAGACCAAGUCUUCAUCUGUGGAUCUUGUCACAGAAACUGAUCAAAGAGUAGAGCAGCUCAUCAUCCAAUCAGUGAAGAGCAAGUUCCCCACCCACAGGUUCAUAGGGGAGGAGUCUGUUGCCGGUGGUGAUGCCUGUGUCUUGACCUCUGAUCCCACAUGGAUCAUCGACCCGAUUGACGGAACGACAAACUACGUCCACAGAUUCCCAUUUGUCGGAGUGUGCAUCGGAUUUGCUGUCAAUAAACAAGUGGAAUGGGGCGUGGUCUACAGCGCCAUCGAAGACAAAAUGUACACAGCUCGAAAAGGACAAGGAGCUUUCUGCAAUGGGCGCCCCCUACAGGUGUCAGCACAAACAGAUGUGCACAAAGCGCUCGUGGCCACAGAGUUCGGCUCCAACAGAGAUCCUCAAGUGGUUGACAAGAUCUUCAGCAGCCUCCGAAAAGUGCUGACCCUGCCGGUGCAUGGGAUCCGCGGGUUCGGCUCAGCGGCCCUGAACAUGUGCUCCGUGGCGUCGUCCGCAGUCGACUUGUAUUUUGAGACCGGGAUUCACAUCUGGGACGUCGCUGCUGCUUCUGUGAUCGUGACUGAGGCUGGAGGAGUCCUGCUGGACACUGGAGGAGGUGCUGUGGAUCUCAUGUCUCGAAGAAUCGUUGCUGCAAAUAACAAAACCAUAGCAACAAAAAUAAUCAAUGAACUCGACGUGUUUUCACCCAAGAGAGACGACGACCCGACCCCUGACCCUGCCGAGUGA